Perognathus longimembris pacificus (Pacific pocket mouse) is the source of this 951-nucleotide messenger RNA. Its product is annotated as olfactory receptor 15-like. Gene Ontology annotation, cellular component: membrane. Gene Ontology annotation, biological process: G protein-coupled receptor signaling pathway. NCBI's taxonomy places the organism in Eukaryota, Metazoa, Chordata, Mammalia, Rodentia, Heteromyidae. Bases 1 to 951 code for a protein of 316 amino acids. The record is from RefSeq and is a predicted model, not a curated record. The transcript has a single exon. Gene Ontology annotation, molecular function: olfactory receptor activity; G protein-coupled receptor activity.
AUGUACCUAGACAAUGCAACUGCUCCAGAUUUCUUCAUUCUCUUGGGUUUCUCCAAUCACCCUUGGUUAGAAACCCCCCUCUUCACAGUGGUGCUCCUUGCUUAUGUCUUCACACUGGUGGGCAAUAUUUCCAUUAUUGUGGUAUCCAGGGUAGAUCCUCACCUAGACAGCCCUAUGUACUUCUUCCUUUCCAAUCUCUCCUUCUUGGACCUGUGUUUUACUACAACUACCAUCCCUCAACUUUUGCUGAACCUUUGGGGUCCAGAUAAGUCUAUCAGUUAUGGGGGCUGUGUGACCCAGUUUUAUAUGUUUCACUUCCUGGGAGCUACAGAGUGCAUUCUCCUGGCUGUUAUGUCCUUGGACCGUUACAUUGCCAUCUGCAAGCCCCUGAGGUACUCAGCGAUCAUGCACCAGCGACUCUGUAUCCUCCUGGUUGCUGUGGCAUGGACAAGUGGCUUAGCUAACUCCUUGCUUCAGUCAUCCCUCACCGUCCAGCUACCACUUUGCGGCAACAACAAGGUAGAUAACUUCCUCUGCGAAGUCCCAGUGAUGAUCAAGAUGUCCUGUGUUGACACUACCUUUAAUGUCGCCAUGCUCUCCAUUGUGGGGACAUUCUAUUCCUUGGUCCCUCUGUCCCUUAUCCUUGUUUCUUAUGGGUUUAUUGUAGCUACUGUGCUUAGGAUCCGUUCCUCCGAGGGUAAGAAGAAGGCCUUUAAUACAUGUGGGUCUCAUGUUAUUGUUGUCACUCUAUUCUAUGGACCAGUAAUCAUCAUGUAUGUACAACCCUCUGCGACAAACUACCAGGAUAAGAACAAACUCAUGUCUCUUUUCUACAGUUUGGUCACGCCUAUGCUUAACCCUUUUAUUUAUACUUUGAGGAAUAAGGACAUGAAGGGAGCAAUGAAGAGGCUUCUUUUCUCAUUCUACCAUCGGGGAAGAAAUGAAACAUAA